Messenger RNA from Megalops cyprinoides (Indo-Pacific tarpon), 2420 nucleotides. Its product is annotated as NMDA receptor synaptonuclear signaling and neuronal migration factor-like. Gene Ontology annotation, cellular component: cytoplasm; nucleus. The transcript has 15 exons. Gene Ontology annotation, biological process: regulation of neuronal synaptic plasticity; positive regulation of neuron migration. The record is from RefSeq and is a predicted model, not a curated record. NCBI's taxonomy places the organism in Eukaryota, Metazoa, Chordata, Actinopteri, Elopiformes, Megalopidae. The coding region runs from base 377 to 2071 and encodes 564 amino acids.
GGAACGCCGUCGUUUCGCACUGUGAGCGUGGCGCUGCGCUGCCUUCGCUGCGCAGUCAUUUACUGAAGUCACUCCAGAGCAUCGCGCACGGAAGAGAGGGAGAUGGCUCUUCUCUCUCUGCCUCCGCUUCUGUCGCGCUGAUUUGUACAACUAAGUAGUGCAUAUACAUAUACGGGAAAAGAUUUCUCCCCUCCCUUGACACCUGUUCGUAACAUUUGCGCACAAACAGAAGGGGGGUAGACGCUUUUUUCAAAACGACCCGUCUCACCUCGGACCUCUUUAUCGUCUUUCUUCUCAGUGUAUUUCUCUCCUUCCUCCAGCGUUCACCGGUCUCUGGAAUGAGCUGUUUUUCCGCCAGUGUCGUUUCCACUCCAGCAUGGGAACCGCCGUGUCCAAAAGGAAGAAUCUAAGGAACGAUGCGAUAUCCUCCGUGGCGGCAAAAGUUAGAGCAGCCAGAGCGUUUGGAGAGUAUCUGUCUCACACUCACCCCGAAAACCACAACGGAUCAGAUCACCUGCUGUCUGACACCUUCAUCGGCCAGGACUCUGACUCACCCGGCAUCGGCCGUCUCCAGGGCAACAGCCUCCACCCGCAAGCCACGCCUGCUAACGACCCAGCCCCGACCAGCAAACCCCAGCUCUCCUCCACCUCCUCCUUCCCGAAGCGCCGCGUGUCCCUGGAGCGGGGGUCGUCCGCGGAGGAGCGACCGCAGAAAGGGGCCGAGGGCUCCCUCCAGCCCGCGCGGGUCUACACCAUCACUGGGGAGAGAGGCAUGCUGGGAGUCCGGGCCAGCGACGAGAGCCUGGAGCUGGAGGUGCUGAAAGGGGGGCGGGAUCAGGCCCAAACCCAGCCCCCUCCGCCGCACCCCAACCAGCCGCCAUCGCGGAACCACCACCGUGGCAACCAUCACCACAGCAACCCCCACCCCCCCGGCCCCCCCCAGCAGCAGGCCCAGCCCCUGCAGAGCUCCGGCAGCGCCCACAACAUCGGCGACUGGGGGGGCAGGAAGGGGGGGUCCCGGGAGGACUGCAGCCCCGACUGUGUGGCCUGCAGCCGCGCCUCCUCCCGCAGCCAGCGCUCCCUGGACCUGGACACCUCCCCCCGAGACCCCGGCAAGCAGAGGAAGAAGCUGGAGAGGAUGUACAGUGAGGACCGCGUGGCUGCGGGGGACAGAGACGACAACAUCAACGGCUGGUUCCCCAAGGAGAACAUGUUCAGCUUUCAGACGGCCACUACGACCAUGCAGGCGAUAUCAAAUUUCCGGAAACACCUGAGAAUGGUUGGGAGCAGGCGGGUGAAAGCACAAACGUUCGCCGAUCGCAGAGCGAAGAGUUUCAGCCGAUCCUGGAGUGACCCCACCCCCAUCAAGCCUGACUCUCUACACAACUCCAGAGACAGUGGGGACCUGCAGUCUUCCUCGGGGGCUCUGGACGAGGUGGCGUGUGAGGACGUGGACUGGGAGGAGGAGCGAGAGAUGGAGAGAGUGGCCUGCGAGGGGGACGACUUUAUCCCCCCGAAAAUCAUGCUCAUCUCCUCCAAGGUCCCGAAGGCGGAGUAUGUGCCCACCAUCAUACGCCGAGACGACCCCUCCAUCAUCCCCAUCCUUUACGACCAUGAGCACGCCACAUUUGAUGAUAUUCUGGAGGAGAUUGACAAGAAACUGACAGCCUACAGGAAAGGAUGCAAGAUCUGGAGGAUGCUAAUCUUCUGUCAGGGAGGUCCGGGGCACCUGUACCUGCUGAAGAACAAGGUGGCCACUUUUGCCAAGGUGGAGAAGGAGGAGGACAUGAUCCACUUCUGGAGGAGGCUCAGCAGAUUCAUGAGCAAGCUGAACCCCGAGCCCAACCUCAUCCACAUCAUGGGCUGCUACGUGCUGGGCAACGCCAACGGAGAGAAGCUGUUUCAGAACCUGAAGAACCUGAUGAGACCUUACUCCAUCGACUUCAGGUCUCCCCUGGAGCUGUCUGCCCAAGGUAAGGAGAUGAUCGAGAUGUACUUCGACUUCCGCCUCUUCAGGCUGUGGAAAGCCCGACAGCACUCCAAGCUGCUUGACUACGAAGACCUUUUGUGACCCCGCCCUGCCUUUUGUCAGAUGCCCGUCGGGCAGGAUGUCACUCUGCGUAACCCACGGCGAUGGCGCUGGUUUCGAAAGCCGGGGCUGUAAAACGAGAGGGAAAGAGAAAGAGAGAGAGAGAGAAGGAAAAGAGGAGAGGUGGAGAGAGUGAAGAAAUCCUUUUGUUCCCCUGAUCUAAAGACCGGAGGGACGGACUCUGUGGUCGCCAUGGCGAAGGAGUCACGCUGUCUCAGACUCCCAACUUGCAAGACUCUUCGGGUGCAGAGAGAGGGAGGGAGGAAGAGAGGGGGACUUGCUCUCUUUUAAACUACGUGAAGGGGAGCGUGGAGGUAGAGUUCAGGAAUAG